CAGACACAUACAGAUGCGGCCAUGAAAUGUUCAAACGCUUUAGCUCAAACACUCAUCUGAUGUGGAGUAAACAGACAUAAAUGUGAACUCAGAAUGAAGACCCUCCUCAUGUUCAGCUUUUACCUGAUCUCAGUGACAGGAGACUCCACCAAUGAAGUGACAGCAUAUUCAGGAGGAGGAAUCAGGAUCAAAUGCAAAUAUGACGACGGACAUGAAACAAACAAGAAAUAUUUCUGCAAGGGUGAAAGUACACCAUGUGCUGACCAAAUUAAAACAGGAGCCAAACACACAUGGGUGCAUGAAGGCAGAUUCUCUGUGCAUGAUAAUACCAGUGCUAAAGUCUUCUGGGUGGUCAUGAGAAACCUCACAGUGGAGGACUCUGGAACCUACCAGUGUGGAGUGGAUAUAGAGAGAUGGACAGACACAUACAGACCAGUGAAACUGAAGGUGAACGCAGACACACCUAUGAAUGUUACUGUCUCACACUCCACCUACACCCCUCCAACACCUGAUCCCAGCACAUCGGUGUAUACUGAGUCCACAUGGUCAACUGGAGCUCACACAGUAAAUGAUGUAAACCUCCAAAGCAACAGUCCCUCACUCCAUGGUUCCACUUAUUGUCAGCAACUAUGAGGAGGUAAAAAACACCAGAAGUCGUUCUGUCUCAGACAAUCUAAUUCCUACAAUCUACUGUCCGUUUACCCAAAAACCCCUCUGAUCCCUCCCAGACUGUUUAUGCCCAAGUCCAGUUACCCACAAAGCCUUGUACUAUGUAUACCACUGCUCAACUACCAUCAAACACCUAUCAACAGAAAACUACUCUAUGGCUGAGUUACCCACAAGACUCUGAUGCUUCACAAUGAAUUUCUAUCAAACUCUUCAUAAAUUCCAUGACUCAAUUACCCACAAUUCUCUCUGACUCUUCAGUGAGUGACGCAUAGCAGUCUGCUGGGACAAUGGUGCAAGGUCAAUCUUAUGCAGUUCCAUAAGAAUUCAAACAUGGUUUAAUAAAACCAUCUUCAUUAUAGACCUGGGACCAUGUGACUAUAAUUCCUGUCCAUCAGGUUUAUGAAUAUGGUUAGAUUGACGUUUUAUUUUUAUCUGUUCUUAGCAAUAAUGAGGAGCCUCAGUAUUCUGUAGCAGUAUACAUAUCUAUCUGAGCAGACGUUUUGUUUCUUUUGAUCAAGAUGGUGUGUAUAGCUGAUGUGCAAGCUAGGAAAGCUUUCAUGUCUAAGAUAAGAUAGAAUCUCUCAAUUUUACUUGCUAUUAAAGUUAACAAUUUGAUAUAUAUUGUUAUG
Messenger RNA from Electrophorus electricus (electric eel), 1298 nucleotides. Its product is annotated as CMRF35-like molecule 8. The record is from RefSeq and is a predicted model, not a curated record. Gene Ontology annotation, cellular component: plasma membrane. Lineage: Eukaryota; Metazoa; Chordata; Actinopteri; Gymnotiformes; Gymnotidae. Gene Ontology annotation, molecular function: transmembrane signaling receptor activity.